This is a messenger RNA of Juglans regia (Persian walnut), 1161 nucleotides long. RefSeq lists its product as uncharacterized. The coding region runs from base 1 to 1161 and encodes 386 amino acids. Lineage: Eukaryota; Viridiplantae; Streptophyta; Magnoliopsida; Fagales; Juglandaceae. The record is from RefSeq and is a predicted model, not a curated record. The transcript is spliced from 2 exons.
AUGAAGGGAAUUACUAAAGGGGUAACUGUGUCAAGGGGUGGAAUACGUGUAAAUCAUCUGCUUUUUGCAGAUGACUGCAUUCUUUUUGCAAGAGCUAAAACAGAAGAGUGGCUGAGGUUACAAGAGCUUUUGUUGAUCUAUGAAAAGGCCUCUGGUCAGUUCCUAAACAAGGAUAAAACAUCAGUGUUUUUUAGCUCUAACUCGAGGGGUGAGGAUAAAGAGAAGAUAAUGGAGUUAGGGGGAGCAGUUAUAAAGGGCAGCUAUGAGAAGUAUCUAGGUUUACCCCCUGUAGUUGGAAAAUCCAAAUACAACACCUUUAGAAGUAUUAAAGAAAGGGUGUGGAAGAAGAUUAAUAAUUGGAAAAAUGUUUUUCUAUCAGCAGUUGGUAAGGAGGAUUCGAGGAGCAUGGCAGCAAGGGUUUUUAAAGAAAAAUAUUUCAAAAUCGUCCCUUUGACAGAAGCAAAAUUGGGAAAUAGACCUUCUUACAUAUGGAGGAGUGUUUGUGGAGCUUUAAACUUGUUGAAGGACGGAUUAAGAUGGAGAGUAGGGAAUGGAACAAAUAUUAAAAUAUGGGGGCAAAAGUGGUUACCAACUCCUUCCUCUUUUUGUGUCCAAGCUCCUUGCACAAUUUUAGAUCAAGAAGCCAAAGUUUCUGAGUUGAUUACUAGUGGGGAAUGGAAUGAGCCUUUUAUCAAGAGUAUUUUCUACAAAGGAGAAGCAGAGCAUAUAUGGAGCUUACCUAUAAGUAGAAUGGAGGCUGAAGAUAAACUAAUAUGGGGGUAUACUAAAAAAGGUGUCUUCGCUGUCAAUAGUGCUUACCAGAUGGAAAUGAAGAGGAGGGAGACAGCAACAGGAGAGUGCUCAAAUGGAAGGGAAGGGGAGAACAUAUGGAAGGUAUUAUGGAAUUUGAAUAUUCCAAGGAAAGCCAAAUUUUUCCUGUGGAAAGCUGCUAAAGAGUUGUUAGCAAUAAGAAAUAGCCUUUACAAGAAGGGUAUUAUAAAAGAGCAACCGUGCCCAAUUUGUAAGAAGGAAGCAGAAACAGCAGUACAUGUCUUAUGGUCCUAUCCUGCAGCUGCAGAUUUCUGGUCUGAUUUGAUUUUGGUGAUACAGAAAUGGAGGACCAAUGAACCGGAUAUGCCAAGCUUGCUUGACAGGUUGUAG